Messenger RNA from Egretta garzetta (little egret), 3424 nucleotides. RefSeq names its product cysteinyl leukotriene receptor 1 (gene CYSLTR1). The coding region runs from base 258 to 1295 and encodes 345 amino acids. Gene Ontology annotation, cellular component: plasma membrane. Lineage: Eukaryota; Metazoa; Chordata; Aves; Pelecaniformes; Ardeidae. The transcript is spliced from 2 exons. The record is from RefSeq and is a predicted model, not a curated record. Gene Ontology annotation, biological process: G protein-coupled receptor signaling pathway. Gene Ontology annotation, molecular function: leukotriene receptor activity.
CCGGAGCGCGCCCGUGCCUCUUCCACCCAACAUCAAAUCCAACCCCGGCAGCGCUCCCCGGGGCGGGCGAUGCCGGACCCCCCAGCUUGAAGCCGACGGUAGUGUCGUCCUUGGUGGCGUGCUCUUUGAUUGUGUAAUUCAGUCUAGCAUCGUCCGCUUAGGACCAGCUAUAAAGCUGGCUGUGCUGCGUGCAACUUGGAGGGCCUGACAUACAUCGCCAGGCAGAAUCGGUGCCUCUCCCCCCGCCCUCAGGCAAGAUGACGGCACUGUAUGAUAACCUGUCGUGCCAUCACUCCAUCGACGACUUCCGAAACCGAGUCUACUCCACGCUCUACUCCAUGAUCAGCAUUAUGGGCUUUGUUGGCAACGGCGUUGUGCUGUACGUCCUCAUAAAAACAUACCGGCAGAAGACAGCCUUCCAGGUGUACAUGCUGAACCUCGCCGUCUCCGACUUCCUCUGCGUGUGCACCCUGCCCCUGCGUGUCAUCUACUACGUCCACAAAGGGAACUGGUUCUUCAGCGACUUCCUCUGCAGGAUCAGUUCAUACGCCCUGUACGUCAACCUGUACUGCAGCAUUUUUUUCAUGACUGCAAUGAGCUUCUUCCGGUGCAUAGCCAUUGUUUUUCCAGUCCGGAACAUCAAUUUGGUAACGGAGAAGAAGGCUAAAUUUGUCUGCAUCGGCAUCUGGAUUUUUGUCACCCUGACAAGUGCUCCCUUUCUGAAAAAUGGGACGUACCAAUAUGGCAACAAGACGAAGUGCUUCGAACCCCCAGAAGAUAAUCAGAAGACAAAACUAGUGGUGAUCCUGGAUUUUAUUGCCCUAUUUGUGGGUUUCAUUUUUCCCUUUGUUGUCAUAACUAUCUGCUACACCAUGAUCAUAAGGACCUUGCUGAAAAACUCCUUGAAGAAGAACCAGGCUAACCGCAAGAAGGCGGUCUGGAUGAUCAUCAUCGUGACAGCCACCUUCCUGGUCAGCUUCACCCCCUACCACAUUCUGCGUACGAUCCACCUCCACAUGCUGCAGCUGAAGAACACCCGCUGCGAGGACGCCAUAUACCUGCAGAAAUCAGUCGUGGUAACGCUCCCCUUGGCAGCUUCCAACUGCUGCUUUGACCCACUUCUCUACUUCUUCUCAGGGGGCAACUUUCGGAAGAGACUUACCACGUUUAGGAAGGCAUCUUCCUCCAGCUUAACGCAAGCCUUCAGGAAAAAGUUCUCCAUAAAAGAGAAAGAUGAGGAACCCUUUGGAGAAAGCCAGAGGGAGAACGGAAAGGCAGCCGUGGCCCUUUCGUAAGGGGGCUAGACCUGCCCCUAAGGUCUCAGAUGGGCAACAGAGAUCUCGGAACUCUUGCAGAAGAGGUGAUGGAGGCUCGCAAGCCUUCGUCACAAUUACAUAUGUAAUAAUAACCGUCGGUGGUCCCUGAUUUAUGCUACUUGGAGGUACAGCCGCCAACGGGGACGGCCAGCCCCUUCCCCAGGAGCACCGCUUGGACAUGCGCAGCCACAGCCUGGAGGAGCCACCACUGCCAGCACCAGAAAACUGUUGAUCUGAUGAUAAACUCGCAUAAACAAACUCUUCAAAGCCUGUAUUUGAGCAUUUGCUUCAUUUCACAAUGCUACAAAGAGCGUUAAUUCUCCGAGUCAGUGGGAAAUGUAAACACAAUAUUUGCUGUCUGUGGCGCUCAGGGAGCUACUGACAAAUAGAGAGGGCAGAGUUUUCAUUGAACCUUCAAACAGCAGCUAAAUUAUUUACACAGCAGAGGCCAGGAUAAUUCCUGCCCUGCUCCCAGCUGCUUUCUGCUUUAGACUUCAGUUUUCAACCUGAUUACGUGUGUAAGAUUUGCAGGGUUGGUGCCUGGGUCUGCAAAUCUGGGGACUUGGCCUUGGAGCCCCUCUCCCCCACCCCGAAGGAGCAGCUCUCGGGACGUGCUCUUGUGGGCAGCAGAUCUGCCAGUAUUUUCUGAAUUUCUAGCAAAAAUCUUGUCCGUGGGAGCAGUUUUUAAAUGGCGGUAUCCUAGUGUGCGUUUGAAGCUUCUUUCCGUGGGGCUGGUCCUGUAAGUGAUGGCUGCAGGAUCUGGGUCAUCACUGAAGAGGUUUUACUGAAAAGUAGAGCUCUGGGUGCUCAGAGUCCAGUGCAGGAUCAGGCCCGCCUUUUGGAACUAUUGACCAAAUUUUAAAAAAAAAAAAAGUAAUUUUUAAAAAAAGGAAUGCAGAGGUCCUUUCUGAAAACAGCUACAUAUGAUGUUUAAUCCUGUUGGAGAGCGUUCACCUUGCUCGCACCUUGCAGAAAAGAGGCAACCCAAGGCCCUUGGGGACAGACCUGGAGAUCAAGAGUCUGACGAUGGGUUCCAACAAGUCAUGAGUGAAUCUUAUUUUGGGUAGAGUAUGAUGAAAACCAAGAUCGGGCUAUGUUUCUUAGGAAACACUUCACACUCUUGGACAGAAGGAAACAUUCCUGUGCUUUUCCAGUGAAAUACACGGGAAAGUGGCACUGCCUGCCUUUUCCUGGAGCAAAGCCCAGCCCCGAGAUGCCUGAUACAUCAAGGCAGAAAUAGAAAUUCCUGUAGGAUUGAGACUCUCAGCUGGAAAAGUGGUUGAUAAAUGAAUAGCAAGUAUGUUUUGAUAUGGCAUUUGUAAAGCUGCUUGAUGUUAUCUUAAAGAAAGAAAACAACUUCAGUCCUGUAGAGUAAGAGUGGCCAAAAGGAGUUUGGCUUGGGGACAGGGGUCUGCCUGAGAAAUUGUCUUUACAGAUACACAGAAGAGCGUACGUUCCCUCUUUACAGCACAGCCUGCAUAUCCCCGGGUCAGCAAAAGGCACCUAAAAAAGCAAAUUCGCCUGCGCAACAGUUUAUGGAUGUGAAUUUUCAACAAGACCUGCAACCCCUUUAGAAAACUUUGAGGACCUGUAAACUGGAAGAGGGCUGGCCACCGUUCAUGCAGAGGAGCGCUGCGGUUCCCCCUGCUGCGGGCAGCUGUGGGAAAGCCUGUGGAAGUGGAGAGUUGGCUGAAACUUCUUUUUGAGGGCCAGCAUUGCGUGUUACAGCUGUGUCUCGAGGCAUUAAAGGCGUUGUGCAACUGUAAAUAGAAAGCAUCGCGGAAGACUGAGUUUCAGAAUAUGUAGAAAUAAUAUGCACAGUCCCAAAUUUUAAAAUAUUGUACAGUAAAGCUACCUAUGGAUGUGUUGCAAAGCAUUUUUAUUGUGCCGAUACAGAGGUGGUUUUUUUCCUUUUUAUCUUAUCAGACAAUGGUUACGGCAAGAGAAACGGCAGCGGCUUUUGUGCCAUUGGAAAGGCGAUUUAAAAAAAAAAAAGAUUGCUGAAAAUUAAAUGAAAACGUUGCAAGUUACAUUUUAACGGUUACCAUUUUCUGUGUCACAUCUUAAAGCCUCUGUGUACAGAUUCUUCUUCCCUACGGUAUAUUUUA